GAAAAAACAGAAGUCCUCAGUGAAGAUCUGCUACAGAUCGAACGGCGCCUGGACACUGUGCGGUCAAUGUGCCACCAUUCGCAUAAGCGUUUGAUAGCAUGCUUCCAGGGUCAGCAUGGCACCGAUGCCGAGAGGAGACAUAAAAAGCUUCCUCUGACAGCGCUCGCCCAAAACAUGCAGGAGGCUUCAGCCCAGCUCGAAGAGUCUCUCUUGGGGAAGAUGCUGGAGACCUGUGGGGAUGCUGAGAAUCAGCUGGCUCUUGAGCUCUCACAGCACGAAGUCUUUGUGGAGAAGGAGAUAGUAGACCCUCUCUACAGCAUAGCAGAGGUGGAGAUUCCCAACAUCCAAAAGCAAAGGAAACAGCUUGCUAGACUGGUGUUGGACUGGGAUUCAGUCAGAGCGAGGUGGAACCAAGCACACAAGUCUUCAGGAACCAACUUUCAGGGGCUUCCAUCCAAAAUAGACACCCUAAAGGAAGAGAUGGAUGAAGCUGGGAAUAAAGUCGAACAGUGCAAGGAUCAGCUCGCAGCAGAUAUGUACAACUUCAUGGCCAAAGAAGGGGAGUACGGCAAAUUCUUUGUGACGUUAUUAGAAGCCCAAGCAGAUUACCAUAGAAAAGCAUUAGCAGUCUUAGAAAAGGCCCUUCCCGAAAUGCGCGCCCAUCAAGAUAAGUGGGCAGAGAAACCAGCCUUCGGGACACCCCUGGAGGAACACCUGAAGAGGAGUGGGCGUGAGAUUGCUCUCCCUAUUGAGGCCUGCGUCAUGUUGUUGCUGGAGACUGGCAUGAAGGAGGAGGGCCUUUUUCGGAUUGGGGCUGGAGCCUCCAAAUUAAAGAAGUUGAAAGCUGCUCUGGACUGCUCCACAUCUCACCUGGAUGAAUUCUAUUCAGAUCCUCAUGCUGUAGCAGGUGCUUUGAAGUCCUAUUUGCGGGAAUUGCCUGAGCCCUUGAUGACUUUCAGUCUGUAUGAAGAAUGGACACAAGUUGCAAGUGUGCAGGAUCAAGACAAAAAACUUCAAUAUUUAUGGACAACAUGUCAGAAGUUGCCACCACAAAAUUUUGUUAACUUUAGGUAUUUAAUCAAGUUUCUUGCAAAGCUUGCCCAGACCAGUGAUGUAAAUAAAAUGACUCCUAGCAACAUUGCCAUUGUGCUGGGCCCUAACCUGUUGUGGGCCAAACAAGAAGGAACACUGGCUGAAAUAGCAGCUGCCACAUCUGUCCACGUAGUCGCGGUGAUUGAACCUAUCAUCCAGCAUGCAGAUUGGUUCUUCCCUGGAGAGAUAGAAUUCAAUGUAUCAGAAGCAUUUGUUCCUCUUGCUACCCCAAAUUCUAAUCACUCAACCCACACUGGAAAUGACUCUGACUCGGGGACUCUGGAGAGGAAGCGACCUGCCAGCAUGGCAGUGAUGGAAGGGGACUUAGUCAAGAAGGAGAGCUUUGGUGUGAAGCUUAUGGACUUCCAGGCCCACCGGCGGGGUGGCACUCUAAAUAGAAAGCACGCGUCCCCUGCUUUCCAGCCGCCACUCCCGCCCACAGAUGGCAACGCCUUGGCUCCAGCAGGCCCAGAGCCUCCUUCUCAGAGCUCUAGGGCUGACAGCAGCUCAGGGGGUGGGCCUGUCCCCUCUUCUGCGGGCAUAUUGGAGCAGGGGCUGAGCCCAGGUGACAGCAGUCCUCCAAAACCCAAAGACACUGUGUCUGCAGCUGUCCCUGCACCAGGAAGAAACAACAACCAGGUGACCACAGGCCCAAGCCAGGCCCAGGCAGGUGGCAGCUCCCAUCAGCUCUCAGUGGGCACACCUCACAGUGCAGCUGGUCCCAGCCCUCACACUCUGCGUCGAGACACCAAUUCUAGGGUUUCAGAAUCACUUCGCAACAUCUUUCCUGAAAUACAUUCAGACUUGGCAAGCAAAGAAGUGCCUGGCCACAUUCUGCUGGACAUAGACAAUGACACAGAAAGUACCGCAUUGUGAAAAGAGCCACUCGCCAGCCUUUGGCCCUCCGUCCCGGUGAGCGGAACUGGGUCAGGCAAGCCUCUGUCCCUGCAGACCAAACAGUGAAAAGCUUUCAGUGGGGGAAGGAAGGUCUGACUCCACAGGACUAGACUCCCACGGCCCAAGGAGAAGGUAAAGGGCCGGUACUCAAAGCUGAAUGACCUGGGUCGUGAAGAAGUUGGCUUGCUUUAUAUAUGGACGAAAAUCAUGCCAAAAAUGAUAGAACAAAGAAAUACCUACAGCGGAAAGAGUAUUAUUACUGCUGAGAAAUAUAUGGGAAGCCUUUGCCCAUGCUGUUAACACAGACAGCAACUUGGAGUGACUAAGAAGAGACUUACCUAUCUAUUUAAUAAAACACAUUAAUUAUGCAAGUUACCUGCUUCCUGCUACUUGGACUUUGGUCAUCACGCACCAGAGGGAGCUUCUGUUCCUUCAGACUUGCUGCAGAAUCCUUUUGUAUUAAGUCCAGUCUGUGUCUCCUCCAACCCCAAAACCUCAAGCAUUGAUGGUGACUGCUGGCUCUGUCGCCCUCAAACUGGAUGUGAGUCGUGCCUUGUGGACUGCCAGACUGUGGAGAGAAAUAUACUGUUCUUUUUUAAAAAACAAAACAAAACAAUGUAAUUGCUACUUGAUAAAAGUUGAAUGUUAUUCUAGUUUCGUGUUUAAUUUGAAUUAAAUAUAUUCUGUGGUUUAUAUGAAAA
Peromyscus eremicus (cactus mouse) is the source of this 2690-nucleotide messenger RNA. RefSeq names its product Rho GTPase activating protein 17 (gene Arhgap17). Bases 67 to 1968 code for a protein of 633 amino acids. Gene Ontology annotation, molecular function: protein binding; GTPase activator activity. Lineage: Eukaryota; Metazoa; Chordata; Mammalia; Rodentia; Cricetidae. The transcript has 18 exons. Gene Ontology annotation, cellular component: cytoplasm; intracellular anatomical structure; cytosol. The record is from RefSeq and is a predicted model, not a curated record. Gene Ontology annotation, biological process: positive regulation of GTPase activity; regulation of actin cytoskeleton organization; signal transduction.